AUGCUUCUAAAUACUGGAUUAAGUUCCAAUCAUGUCAUCAUAAAAACCUUUAAAUUUCUUGCUGAAAGUAAGAAACAAAAGCGCAAACGAACUUAUCAACAAUCAAAUGAACAACCGACUGUGAUCGAUCUUACUAAUUCUGAUGAUUCGUGUAAUAAUAGUUUGACAGAACUAACAGUAUCAACAACUAGAACUGAAUCAAUUGAAAAUUUGCCAAUAUUCAAUGUUUUGUCGUGGAAUAUUCAAGGUUUGGAGUCAACAAACCUAAACAAACGAAUGAUGUCUGUAGUGGAGACAAUAAAGAAAGAAGAAUUCCAUGUAGUUUGGAAAUUCUGUUUGGAAAUUCUCCGUGAGAAGCUAGAUUCAACGUAUGAUAUUUUUUCUGCAUCUGACCAUAACUCUCUAUGGGAUUAUUUUGUUGUCAUUUUAGUUAAAAAGCAUCCAGAUAUAAAGGUUGACGCGGAUUCUGUUAGUAUUCAACCAUUUCCUAAUUCUGUAAUGAAUCGUCAUCUACUAUCUAUUGAUCUGAAUUUAUCACAGUUUCUAUCCAAGUCUAAUGUAGAAUUAAAUCUACGAAUAUUUACUACACACUUGGAAAGUUGUGCAGAAUAUUCUGGUGAACGGGUGACUCAAUUGAAAAGUGUUUGGGAUACAAUGUCCAGUUAUGUCAAGUGUGGCGAUUCUCAAGCUCGUUUAAACAAAAGCCGUGCAAGUAUAUUUUGCGGUGACCUUAAUCUGAGGGAUUCAGAGAAUAGAAUUAUGUGCGAAACGGUUAAAAAUUCAGACGAAACAGUCUGCAAAAUUAGAAGGCACUUUCACCACGAAAAUAUUUGUCAAAAUUAUGUUCGCUCGGAUAAAUCCAAAGUGUAUACAAAUUAA
This is a messenger RNA of Schistosoma intercalatum, 879 nucleotides long. NCBI's taxonomy places the organism in Eukaryota, Metazoa, Platyhelminthes, Trematoda, Strigeidida, Schistosomatidae. The record is from the annotation of a GenBank genome assembly.